Messenger RNA from Volvox carteri f. nagariensis, 951 nucleotides. RefSeq lists its product as uncharacterized. The record is from RefSeq and is a predicted model, not a curated record. The transcript has 3 exons. Bases 1 to 951 code for a protein of 316 amino acids. NCBI's taxonomy places the organism in Eukaryota, Viridiplantae, Chlorophyta, Chlorophyceae, Chlamydomonadales, Volvocaceae.
AUGUACGUGCCCGGCUGUGGCCCCCGUCCUUACGCCAGGGUCCGUUACCACCUAGCCGGCGGCCGUACGACACUGUUCUUCUGGACCAUGGCGAUACCGGUUCGGCCGGGAGUGGCGCGGGUCUACUUCAAAUUCGGUUUCGCCAGCGCAGCGGCACCGGCGGCAGCGGUGCAGCUACAGCAGCAGCAGAGAGCCGCCGCUGAGCUAACGGAAAGCAUCCCCGAAAGGAGGAUACGCGAUGCCAGCGGCGCCGGCGGCGGCGGCGGUAGCCGCAUGUCGGCGUCCAGGUGGCUCAAGCGGCUGGCUGGCUCCGUACCUCACUGGCUGCUUGCGGGUCAGCUGAUAGCUGACCAGGAUCUGGUGGUCAUUAACAGGCAGGAGAUGCUGAUGCGCCGCGAAGGCCUCACCGCACGCGACUACAACCUCAACAGCAAGGCGGAUGCGGGUGUGGCGGCUUUCAACGUGUGGCUGAAGAAGGCGGGCUAUCCGGACAGCCUCUGGGGCAAGGGACCUGCACCUCAGUCGGGCCAUACGUUCAGCACCUGGCCCGCUACAGAGCUCUCCCUGGAGCAGCUGCUGUCAAGACAGGACAGGCAUGUACGACACUGCGCGGUCUGCCAGCGGGGAAUGAAGCUGGUGACGGCAGUGUGUACGGCACUGACGGCGGCGGCGGGAGUGGCCGCGGUGGCGGCAACCACGCUGGCGGUCCUGGCGGCGAUCAGUCCGGACGGCGUUGCCGUUGUUGGCGGUUGGGGUUCGUUAACGGGUGCCGUUGCGUUGGUUGUGGUCCUGGCGGCGUUGGCGGUCCAAGGAUGGUCGUUCCGCGAGGAGAGUGUCGUUAGCGCGCUGUCCUGCAAACGAGCUGUCACUUACGAGCCAGUCGAUUACAAGCUUAUGGAACGGUUCCAAGUGAACGUCGCUGUUGCGGUGCGCGCAAAGCUGACGUUUUAG